Molecule: messenger RNA, 1155 nt
Organism: Emericellopsis cladophorae
Lineage: Eukaryota; Fungi; Ascomycota; Sordariomycetes; Hypocreales; Bionectriaceae
Product: putative polyketide synthase
Exons: 3
Coding region: 1-1155 (384 amino acids)
Biological process (GO): secondary metabolite biosynthetic process; fatty acid biosynthetic process
Molecular function (GO): fatty acid synthase activity
Source: RefSeq, a predicted model, not a curated record
AUGUCCGGCGGGCUGGGACUCAGUUUGUGCGACUGGCUCAUUGAAAAUGGGGCCAAGUACCUGGCGCUCACAAGCAGGAAUCCCCAAGUCGUGGACGCGUGGCUGGCAGCGCACAAGAAGAAUGGUGUCACGAUACGGCUGCUUCCUUGCAACGUCACGGACGAGGCUGCUCUUCGCGCCGUCCAUGAGCGAAUCGUGGAGGAAAUGCCUCCUGUCGCCGGUGCUGUCAACGGCGCCAUGGUCCUGCGUGAUGUGUCUGUCCGAAACAUGUCCCUCGAGGACGUGCAGACUGUGAUCCGCCCCAAGAUCCUGGGAAGUAUCCACUUGGACCGCAUCUUCCACGACGUGGACCUGGACUUUUUCAUUCUCGUUUCCUCCAUCAGUGGCGUCAUUGGGACCGUGGGCCAGGCCAACUACGCCGCCGCCAACGCGGGCGUCUGCAGCCUGUCCGCGCAGCGCAGGAACCGUGGCCUCCACUCGUCCUGCAUCAACGUUGGCAUGAUCAACGGCGUGGGGUACAUCACGCAGUCCGAACGGAACCUCGACGAGGCCAUGGAGCGGCUGGCGGUGGUGCACUUGUCGGAGAGCGACUUUCGGCACAGUUUCGCCGAGGCCAUCGAGGCAGGCCAGCCAGACUCCCCCCACGGACCCGAGUUCACGCUGGGACUGCGAGAGAUCCCCCAGGACGCCGCCAACAUGCCAAAGUGGGCUCCCGAUCCCAAGUUCUCUCACUUUAUUGUACGAAGGGCCGCCGAGGAUGCAUUGUGUGCCCAACUGCGCCGGGUACUGCAGCAGUCGACCCCCAACGACGAGCUUCUCGAGAUGGACAGCACGUCGCUGGGACUCGACUCGCUCAUCUCUGUCGACAUUCGCUCCUGGUUCCUCAAGAGCUUCCAGGUCAACAUUCCCGUGCUCAAGAUCAUGGGCAACAAUGUCCAGAUGUUGAGCCUGGCCGAGCUUGCGGCCAAGAACAUCCCGGCACCCCUGACUCCGGAUGUCCAUGGCCAAGAGACAACCGCGUCGGCCCCGAGCUCCGUGAAUGAUAGCAGCGUUGGCCCGUCUACAGAGACCGGCAACACGACGCCCACUUCGACGCCGCAUUCGGAGCGGACUGCAUCGGAUAGUGCACACGGCAAAUCAGAGGGUAAGGACUAG